Molecule: messenger RNA, 1030 nt
Organism: Podarcis muralis (Common wall lizard)
Lineage: Eukaryota; Metazoa; Chordata; Lepidosauria; Squamata; Lacertidae
Product: guanine nucleotide-binding protein G(I)/G(S)/G(O) subunit gamma-11
Biological process (GO): G protein-coupled receptor signaling pathway
Cellular component (GO): heterotrimeric G-protein complex
Molecular function (GO): G-protein beta-subunit binding
Source: RefSeq, a predicted model, not a curated record
CGCCCCCCCCCCCCCCAGCUCCGCAGUCUCUCUUCAUGCACACUUGAGAGCUUACAGCCUCCAGGUGUGUUAAUAAUCCCAUAUAAAAAAAUUAUCCAAGGGGAUUUCUCUGUGAAAUUCCCUGACCUCCAUUCUUCCCCUCUCCUGGGGUCCGAGAAUCUUUCUAGGUAGCGAGAGAGCUGGGGUUUUCCCCCUUCUCUGCCUUGUGUGAUGUUAGGGAAAUGUUAAGGAAAUUUGGGGAUGGCCUGGAGACAGAGGAGAGAAGGAUGGUUUUCCAUGUAUGUGUAAUGCUUCUUUUUGGUUUGAAACAGUGAAAACUAGAGAGAGAGAGAGAGAGAGAGAGAGAGAGAGAGAGUGCCACAGAGAGAGGUCAAACUGUGCAGUUUAAUCAGAUUAGGACGGAUUCUGCUGAUGAAUUAAAAUCCUGAAAGUAGUUACUAGGAGCUCAAAGAGCCUGGCAAGAAAGUUGGCUGAACAGGAAGUUGCCGCCGCUGCUACAGAGAAACCGGGACAAACUCACAAAGAGGAGCCAGCGAUGCCAGCAAUCAAUAUAGAGGAUCUGAGCGAGAAGGAUAAACUGAAAAUGCAAGUGGAACAGCUCCGGAAAGAAGUCAAGCUGGAACGGCAGCCGGUUUCCAAAUGUUCUGAAGAAAUUAAAAAUUACAUUGAAGAAAGAUCUGGAGAAGACCCUCUGGUUAAAGGCAUUCCUGAAGACAGGAACCCUUUCAAAGAAAAAGGAGGAUGUGUUAUUGCUUAGAAGAAGAUGGUUAAGCAAUAUUGAAAGUGGAAUAAAAGCAUCCUAGCAUAACUAGCCAGAUUUAAGUUCCAGGAGUCCUUACAGAACAACUAGACAGUGAUAAUCUUUUUUUAUUUUUAAAGAAAACAGAAAAUGCCUGCUUAUAAUUUUAUUCCGUGAAGCAGAUUCUUGCUUACUGUAUCCCUAAAUAAGUUUCUAGAGGCUGCUUCCUGUUCUUUUAAUUUCCUGCACAUGCUGAUUUGAGUAAUAAAAGAAAUCUAUUUGAACAAUCAA